GUCUCAUCCCCUCACCUUACCUUUGCUGUUUGCAGUUUGUUCUGGUGGGGGCCUUGUAGGUGUCUUGAAGCUACGAUAGGCAAGAGCCUUGUGGUAUUGGAGAUGGAUGUCCAGCCAUACACUAUGACCGCCAGCCUCAAGUGAAACAGGAGCAAGAACAGAUACAUCGAUAUUCUAGCCAAUGAGUUCACUAGAGUCCAUCUUCACACUCCUGCUGGUCACACUGGGUACUCUGACUACAUCAAU
This is a messenger RNA of Geodia barretti, 246 nucleotides long. Lineage: Eukaryota; Metazoa; Porifera; Demospongiae; Tetractinellida; Geodiidae. The record is from the annotation of a GenBank genome assembly.